Messenger RNA from Monomorium pharaonis (pharaoh ant), 3021 nucleotides. RefSeq lists its product as uncharacterized. The transcript has a single exon. The coding region runs from base 1 to 3021 and encodes 1006 amino acids. Gene Ontology annotation, molecular function: aspartic-type endopeptidase activity. The record is from RefSeq and is a predicted model, not a curated record. NCBI's taxonomy places the organism in Eukaryota, Metazoa, Arthropoda, Insecta, Hymenoptera, Formicidae. Gene Ontology annotation, biological process: proteolysis.
AUGGCCGUGCGCGCUUCCGCCGUUGACCCCAGCACGAGUCUGGAGGCCGAAUUGAUGCUGGAGACACAAACCGAGCUGCUGGGGCGCAUCGCCCGUACCGAGGAGAACCUGAAAAGAUUGGGAACGUCAAGGCUCACAAAAGGUACAGUGGAAUCUCGCCUUCAAACCCUUGAGUCGAACUGGUCGAAGUUCCAAAAGAACCACGACAUCAUUCGCGCCAAGUUCCGACAAACCCUUGCGGAACAUGAGUACUUCCGAUCAAAUCGCCUCGCUGCCGCCGAAGAUAUGGUUGUCGAGCAGCGCGGGGUCCUCUUGGACAUGCUCGAGUCUCUCCGUACACGUGGAGACGAUCGGUCGGGCCACCCCUCCGCCGUACCGCCGGACGGCGGGUCCCGGCGGAAGCCUCCGCACAUCGAGCUUCCGCAUUUCUCCGGUCACAUCGAAGAUUGGCCGGCCUUCCGAGACCUGUUCGGCUCCAUACUGGCUCAGCAUCCGGCAUUGACCGACGUGGAACGCCUGCAUUACCUAAAAACCAGAGUGCAGGGUGAAGCGGAGGAACGUAUCCGAAAUUUGCCUACCAUCGGUCCGAACUUCCAGCGAGCGUGGGCUAUUCUCGAGGAACGAUACGAAAACAAGCGCGUCCUAGUGCGCUCGUGCCUUUCCGCCUUCACCGCGACCCCGAAGAUGAAGGGCGAGUCCGUGGCAGACUUAAAGCGCCUGGUCCACUGCAUGCUGCGAACCGCGGGAAAUUUGGAGAGCAUCGGCCGGAAAACCGCGUACGACAACGACUUCUUCGUGCACACUGUAAUUGAGAUGCUGGAUGCUAGGUCCCGCCGAGAGUGGGAGGAUGACGCGAGCAAUUUCCGGGAACCACCGACAUACGAGGACCUCCGCGAGUUCCUCGAGCGCCGCCUGCGAACGGUGGAGGCGCUCAGUUCCGCGAAGGGCGAGGCUGGAGCCACGACACCCGCCAAGCCGACGACCGGGUCCUCUCGAGCGGUUUGCUCGAACCUGGCGCAGAACCAACAAAGGAAAGGCCGCUGUCCUGCGUGUCAGAAGGACCAUUACGUCUUGCAGUGCAGCGACUUCCAGAAGAAGACGCCCGCCCAGAGGAAAGAGUUUGUGGAGGGCCACCAGUUGUGCAUCAACUGUCUGGGUCGGCACCCCUUGUCGGAGUGCCAGUCGAAGAAGUCAUGCUUGGCGUGCAGCGCGCGACACCACACUACCAUCCACGACGCAUACUCCAAGGCCAGCCCUCCGGGUGACACCACCGCGUCGUCUCACCACGUACAACAACAUGAGGAGAGAGCAGCGGCAGUCUUGCUGGCCACAGCCCGUGUCAGGGUGACCGACAUGUACGGCGAUCAACACACUGCCCGCGCGCUGAUCGACCCUGGGUCCGAGCUCUCACUCAUCAGCGAGACCCUCUCGCAAAGACUACGUCUCCCACGCCUGCCAGCCUCGGUCUCCGUAUACGGUGUUGGCGGCCAGCGGACCGGAGCCACCCGCGGACGCGUCAGCCUGGAAAUGAGCUCAUCCACCUCUACCUUUACUUUGCGCGUCUCGGCCCUCGUUCUUCCGCGUAUCUCGGCGUAUGGAACUCGCGUCGCGGCGACCCCGGAUGACUGGCCCCAUCUUCGCGACUUGAGUCUAGCCAACCCCGACUUCCGCGCUGGCGAUCCAAUCGACAUCCUCCUGGGCGCCGACGUAUACUCCACCAUUAUCGAGGACGGUCUGCGCAAGGGCGGCCCCCGAGCUCCGAUUGCCCAGCGCACCGCCCUGGGCUGGAUCCUUUCCGGUGUGGUCGACGCCUCCGCGCUCGUCGCUACCGUGUCGGUUCACCAGUGCCACUUGGGCGACGCUAACCUUAGCGAGCUCGUGCGGCAAUUUUGGCAUCAAGAGAAGCUUCCCGGUGGGCUGCCACUUCUCACGGCGGAGGAGCAGCAGUGCGAGGACUUUUACGCCACCUCUCACACCCGCCAGCCUGACGGUCGGUACAUGGUGCGCCUCCCGGUGGCCCCCGGGUUGGCCCCGCUGAGCGGGACCCGUCGCGCCGCCGAGCGCCUGAUCCGCUGCAUGGAGGGCCGCUUCCGGAGCGACCCCGAGCUGCGCCAACUCUACCACACCUUCAUGGGUGAAUAUGAGCAGUUGAGCCAUAUGGUGGCGUGCCCGCCACUGGACGACGCGUCGAGGAGACUCUGCUACCUGCCUCACCACGGUGUCCUCAAGGGGAUCCCGACUGCGAGGAAGAUUCGGGUGGUCUUCAAUGGCUCCUCCCGCUUGCCGACAGGCGACUCCCUCAACGCUUACCUCUCCGUUGGUCCGAACCUUCUGCCGGCACUGGCCGACGUGCUAUUGAGAUGGCGCCAGUUCCGGUUUGUGCUGGCUGCCGAUGUGGAGAAAAUGUACCGCCAGAUCCUGGUGCAUCCUGAGGACCGAGACCUGCAAAGGAUUUUAUGGCGAUCAGGCGCCUCCCGGGAUGUGCAAGAAUAUCAACUGUGCACCGUUACUUACGGUCUGGCGUGCGCGCCCUUUCUCGCCAUCCGGACGCUCCGACAGCUGGCCACCGACGAGGAGACGCGCUUCCCGCACGCCGCUGUCGCGCUCCGUCGCGACACUUACAUGGACGACAUCAUGACGGGAGCGGACACUCUUGCCGAGGCGCAAUCCUUGAGAGACGAGCUGGUGGGUCUCUGCAGCGCCGGGGGUUUCCCCCUCCGCAAGUGGGCGGCUAACUCUGAAAAGGUCUUGCUGGGCGUUCCCCCCGACCAUCGCCAAAUUAAGGACCUCCGCGCCUGGGAAGCCGACGCGGACCAUUCGGCCUUGGGGCUGUUGUGGCAUCCGCGACGGGACUAUUUCAGCUUCCGGGUUCAACCUUUGGCAACGGAGCUCGUGACCAAGCGCUCCGUGCUAUCGCAGACUGCCCGGCUGUUCGACCCCAUGGGAUGGCUGGCGCCAGUGGUAAUCGCGGCCAAGAUCAUCAUCCAGACGCUGUGGCUGCAACACCUCGAGUGGGACUAA